Molecule: messenger RNA, 1370 nt
Organism: Patiria miniata (bat star)
Lineage: Eukaryota; Metazoa; Echinodermata; Asteroidea; Valvatida; Asterinidae
Product: zinc finger protein 595-like
Exons: 1
Coding region: 101-1066 (321 amino acids)
Source: RefSeq, a predicted model, not a curated record
CCAUUUAAACAUCCAUAAAUUGGUUCACACUCAUGAAAAACCAUUGGUUUGUAAGACCUGUGGUAAAGCCUUUACUCGACAAGCCCAUCUAAACAAACAUAUGAGGGUUCACACUUCUACUGAGAAAUCAUUCGUUUGUGAGAGCUGUGGUAAAGCCUUUGCUCGGCAAACUGAUCUUUACAUACAUGACAGGGUUCACAAUGGUGAGAAACCAUUCGUUUGUAAGACCUGUGGUAAAGCCUUUACUCAGCAAGGUAAUCUAAACAUGCAUAUGAGGGUUCACACUGGUGAGAAACCAUUUGUCUGUGACACCUGUGGUAAAGCCUUUACUCGACAAUCCUAUCUGAAAAAACACCAAAGGGUUGACACUUCUGAGAAACCCUUCAUUUGUAAAACCUGUGGUCAAGUGUUUACCCAGCAAAGUGAAUGUAGUCUAAGCAUGCAUAAAAGGGUUCACACUAAUGAGAAACGAUUCACUUGUGACACCUGUGGUAAAGCCUUUGAUCGGCCAAAUCAUCUCUACAAACAUGAGAGGGUACACACUGGUGAGAAACCAUUUGUUUGUGAGACCUGUGGUAAAGCCUUUACUCAACAAAGUAAUCUAAACAAACAUGACAGGGUUCACACUGGUGAGAAACCUUUCGUUUGUGAGACCUGUGGUAAAGCCUUUGCAAAACACAGUCAUCUGCAACGACACGACAGGAUUCACACUGGCGAGAAACCAUUCGUUUGUGAGACCUGUGGUAAAGCCUUUCGUCGGCAACAUGGUCUCCGUCUCCAUCGGCAUGGCAGGUUACACACUGACAAGAAACCAUUCGUUUGUGAGACCUGUGGUAAAACCUUUACUCGGCAAAGUAAUCUUAACAAACAUGACAGGGUUCACACUGGUGAGAAACCUUUCGUUUGUGAGAUCUGUGGUAAAGCCUUUAGUCGGCAACAUGGUCUCCAUCGGCAUGGCAGGUUACACAUUGACAAGAAACCAUUUGUUUGUGAGACCUGUGGUAAAGCCUUUAAUCGUCAAACUGCUUUAAAGAGACAUGACAUGGUUCACACUGGUAUUAAGUGAGCAGUCGUUUGGAAGUCCAAUGGUACAACUUUUUCAUCAACCAAGUCAGAUGAAGACAUAAACAGGUCUAGAUAAUAAAACCAUUAUUUGUAAAAAGUAAUAUAAUACAUUUCCAGGAUGCCUAAAUUUGUAUCGACUGUAACAGUCCUAAAUCCCCCAAUUUUCAUAUAACUUCUAACACACCCUAGGGAGUUAAGGCCAAGUAAAACAAAAAACUGUGUCUUUUCCCAGGGUUGGCUGAUUUAUAUCACGUUGAUUUAAAUCACUGAUUUAAAUCGCGAUUUAAAUCAAAUGAUUUUUUUAA